UUCGUCAGGUCCGACUGUUUGGGUUUGAGUCUGUCUGCAAAUGCUCUCAGUGAGAAGCCAUCAAGUGCAUGUAAGUUAAAGCUUCAAAGUUCAAGGUUCAUGGUCAUGUGCUACAUUAUCUGUUAGUCAGGCUGGAGAGCAGUUCAGUUUAUUCACUUUAGCUCAAACAUGAAUCUGACUGCAGAGAGACACAGUAUCGCUCUCAGUGAUGGGAACCGUAUUCCACUGCUGGGACUGGGCACCUAUGGGAACCCUCAAACGACACCCAAAGGAACAGCAUUUGAGUGUGUAAAGCUGGCCAUAGAUGUGGGUUACAGGCACUUCGAUGGGGCACUGGUGUAUUUCAAUGAGCACGAAGUAGGUCAAGCCAUUAGAGAGAAGAUUGCUGAUGGAACUGUUAAAAGAGAGGACAUCUUUUACUGCGGAAAGCUCUGGAAUACCUUCCACCCACCAGAGUUGGUGAGACCGACUUUGGAGAAGACUCUGAAAGCCUUAAAACUGGACUAUGUGGACCUCUACAUCAUUGAGCUUCCUAUGGCCUUCAAGCCUGGAAAUGAGUUCUAUCCAAAAGACCGGGAUGGAAAAUACAUCUACCACCACACAGACCUCUGUGCAACAUGGGAGGCUUUAGAGGCUUGCAAAGACGCAGGACUUGUUAAGUCUCUGGGAGUCUCCAACUUCAACUGCAGACAGCUGGAGCUGCUGCUGAAUAAACCUGGCCUCAAACACAAGCCUGUGUCCAACCAGGUUGAGUGCCAUCCAUACUUCACACAACCUAAGCUUCUGGACUACUGUCGUCAGAAUGACAUUGUGAUUGUUGGCUACUGCCCAAUUGGCUCCUCCAGAGACGCAUCCUGGGUGAAUGUGAAAUGUCCUCCCCUGCUGGAGGAUGAGCUGCUUGUGUCCAUUGGGAAAAAGUACAACAAGAGUAGUGCCCAGGUGGCUUUGCGCUUCAAUGUCCAGAGAGGAGUUGUGGUGAUUCCCAAGAGCUUCAGUCCUGAGAGGAUCAAACACAACUUCCAGAUCUCCGCCCCUCCAUGUAUGUUAUAUAGUGAAACCUGAAACGGCAGCAGGCCUGUAUUUGGUGCCCCUCUCUUCUGGAAACUGUCAUUGUACAACAUUAUGAAAGGUGAGAUGGAGAACACAUCCAAGGUAGAACCCUCCAACGGGCACAGCAGACCCCUGGACAUUGUGCCCAGUACAGAGGAGAAGAUGACAGACAGGGGUCAGUGGGGCAACAAACUUGAGUUUGUUCUGUCAGUGGCUGGAGAAAUUAUAGGCCUGGGGAAUGUCUGGCGUUUUCCCUACCUUUGUUAUAAGAACGGAGGAGGUGCCUUCUUUAUCCCAUACCUCAUCUUCCUGUUUGCUUGUGGGAUCCCGGUCUUCUUCCUGGAGACGGCUCUGGGUCAGUAUACCAGCGAGGGGGGUAUCACCUGCUGGAGGAAGAUCUGCCCUUUGUUUGAAGGAGUGGGUUAUGCCACCCAGGUGAUUGUUGCUCUACUCAACAUCUACUACAUCGUUGUGUUAGCCUGGGCCAUCUUCUUCCUGUCCAACUCCUUCACAUGGGACCUGCCCUGGGCCUCCUGCAACAACUCCUGGAACACGGAUUCCUGUAUGGCAUUUCAGAGGGGGAAUAGCUCCAUCAAUCACCAUGAGAACGCCACCUCUCCUGUCAUUGAGUUCUGGGAGCGCAGAGUCCUGAGGAUUUCCUCAGGCAUUCAUCACAUCGGCUCUCUGAACUGGGACCUGGUUGUCUGUCUGGCCAUUGCCUGGGUUAUCUGCUACUUCUGCAUUUGGAAGGGAGUGAAGUCCACUGGAAAGGUGGUUUACUUCACAGCCACCUUUCCAUAUGCUAUGUUACUGAUCCUGCUGAUCAGAGGGGUCACCCUGCCAGGAGCCUCCAGAGGAAUCCACUUCUACCUCUACCCUGACCUGGGACGCCUAUCUGACCCACAGGUAUGGAUGGAUGCUGGAACUCAGAUCUUCUUCUCCUAUGCCAUCUGCCUGGGCUGCCUCACUGCACUGGGAAGCUACAACAAAUAUAACAACAACUGCUACAGGGAUUGCUUGUCCCUCUGCUUCCUAAACAGCGGCACCAGUUUUAUUGCAGGCUUCGCCAUCUUCUCCAUCCUGGGCUUUAUGUCCUACGAGCAGAACGUACCUAUCUCAGAAGUGGCAGAAUCUGGUCCAGGUUUGGCCUUCAUAGCCUACCCUCGAGCUGUGUCCAUGAUGCCUUUCUCCCCUCUGUGGGCCUGCUUCUUCUUCAUUAUGAUUGUCUUUCUGGGACUGGACAGUCAGUUUGUGUGUGUGGAGAGCCUGGUGACAGCCAUGGUGGACAUGUAUCCCUCCACCUUCCGCCGUAAGAACCGCAGGGAGCUCUUCAUCCUGGGAGUGGCCAUUGUGUCCUUCCUCAUGGGGCUCAUCAUGCUGACAGAGGGAGGAAUGUACGUCUUCCAGCUCUUUGACUACUAUGCAGCCAGUGGGAUGUGUCUGCUCUUUGUGGCUAUUUUUGAAACUGUUUGCAUUGCUUGGAUUUAUGGUGCUGACCGUUUCUAUGACAACAUAGAGGAUAUGAUUGGCUAUCGCCCCAGCCCUGUCAUCAAAUACUGCUGGCUUUUCUUCACCCCUGCGACAUGCUUUGGAACCUUUGCCUUCGCCUUGAUCAAGUACUCACCUCUGAAGUACAACAAUGAAUACAUAUACCCAUGGUGGGGCAAUGGGAUAGGCUGGAUCCUGGCUCUGUCCUCCAUGCUGUGUAUCCCUGUCUGGGUGGCCGUGAAACUGUACUACACCCCUGGAACACUGAGAGAGCGCAUCGCUUUCUUGACCACUCCUUCCACUGAGUUACCGAAGACAAAGCAGGAGCAGGAGAAGCUGCUCGCCAUCUUCGCAGCCGAUGGCGACAGCCUCCAUCAGAAAGCACCUCCCACUAAGGACGGUUACUUCCCCGUUGAUGAAAAAGAGUCCCACUGCUAAAGACCUGAGGGUUGAAAUCAGAGCCUUGUAGGGCGUCAAAGGUCACUCCUCAACUUUGACACUCUGUCUGGCCCCAUCCCCAACUCUCUCUGUAAUACCUCACCAGACAAAGUGACGAAACGAACGCACAGACGCAGAGUUUAAGAGUCACCUGAGCUGUAACUGCUGAUCUGCUGCUGGAGUUUUCUCCUUUGUACACUGCCUUAAACACACAGUAUGACGGCAUCAACAUUCCUACUUAAAGAUUGACAUCCUCUUUAGGAAAGCUGGUUAUCAUCUCAUUUGCGAGUGGCAGAGUCACGUGUACAUUUGAAAAAAAAUGUGGCCAUUGUUGUUACGCAGUGGCUGAGAAUUUACAUUUGAUCGUUUCUGCUUUCUAAGGAAGCAUUUUGUUUUUCUGUUAUGGACAUCUCUAAUGUUCAGUUCGUCUGACAUGACAUUCCAGUUACAUUACUGAUUCUAACAGCUGUCUGCUGCAGACGGAGCACAGGACGUCUCACAGAUCAUAAAAGUUCACGUGAAUAAAAUCUGUGUGUGUUUAAAUGCACUUCUGCAAUGUAUACAGUACAAAUGUAUUGUGUAUUCAAUUCAGACACGCCGACAGCUCUGUUUUUAUUGUACAGUAGUGAGUUCUGAUCUCAGGAUGUAAAAUCUUCCAGUAAAACAUCCUAGAAAGGCAUUUACUAAUAACCAAGAAUUUGAUUUUAGAUUCACAUUUAGCUGAACUGACCACAACUCAUCACAAUUAGGCUUCGCUGUUGGUAUUUCAUAUUAACGUUACUGUUUUCUUCCUUUCGUUUUUUUUUCUUCUGCAUGAAUAUUUUACAUGCCUUUUGUUAGUCUUCUGAUUAUUGACAUGACUUUAAUUCAGUUGGUUUUGCCUCGUCUCAUGCAUUGAAUCGUAUGACAUUAAAAUGUAAAGUGGCUGAAGGAGACAGCUGUGCCACUUAGAUAAUAUGAACAGGGAAGACUGUAAUGAUUGAAGGGAUUCAUUCCAAAAUGAACAUCUCUCUUGUCAUCGCUUUUUCUGCUGUAUGAAUGAACUUCAGCCAGUGUUUCUUUAGUUGUAAUGCUGGCAUGAAGAUAUGAUAAUUGAUUACUGAUAGAGAACACUUUUACUUAUGUGUAACUUUUGUAUGCUAAAAUUAUUUUUUAUGACUGAAUAAAAAUACCUUCAUUUGAAAUGUACAUUUCUAUUGAAAUAUAUGUUUAUAUUUUAUGGGUCAUACAAUUUAUUAUUCAGUACAUGAAUGAUCAUUUACAUUAGUGAGAAUUUGCUGUGUCUAUUGAUGAUUAAAAAGAAAUAUUCUAAAUUUCAGCAACACCUUCCUCACUGAGAUCAUAUUCUCAAAUAAAGUGGCAUUAUUGAUAUCUGAUUUGCUAUCAUGCGAUCUUUUAAAGUAUUUAGGGAUGUUAUGGUGUAUGUAAGAUGAUGUGUUGUCUUCAGAAAUGUUUUGUUUUGCAUAAUUUAGCAUUUUAAGUACAGUACUAAGUUGCAAAAUGUACAACACAAUUAAAAUACCUUUUCUCUUUUAA
Seriola aureovittata is the source of this 4512-nucleotide messenger RNA. It is a transcript of the gene slc6a13, whose product is annotated as solute carrier family 6 member 13. Gene Ontology annotation, cellular component: membrane. The record is from RefSeq and is a predicted model, not a curated record. Lineage: Eukaryota; Metazoa; Chordata; Actinopteri; Carangiformes; Carangidae. The transcript has 22 exons. Gene Ontology annotation, molecular function: oxidoreductase activity. Gene Ontology annotation, biological process: sodium ion transmembrane transport.